This is a messenger RNA of Cryptotermes secundus, 2575 nucleotides long. Its product is annotated as amidophosphoribosyltransferase. The transcript has 10 exons. The record is from RefSeq and is a predicted model, not a curated record. NCBI's taxonomy places the organism in Eukaryota, Metazoa, Arthropoda, Insecta, Blattodea, Kalotermitidae. Bases 115 to 1671 code for a protein of 518 amino acids. Gene Ontology annotation, biological process: purine nucleobase biosynthetic process; purine nucleotide biosynthetic process. Gene Ontology annotation, molecular function: amidophosphoribosyltransferase activity.
CGUGAAGUCAACAAAUUCGUGGAAGGCGAGGAGCUGCAGAGGCGACAGAGCACAUGGUAGCUAACGUAGACAAGCGAAGUUAGGAAGUGGUAACGUUUCUGCAUUGUUGAUGAAAUGGCUUCAUCAGAAGCAGCAGAGACAGUAAUUAACAAGGAGACUGCAUUAACUAAGGCAGUAGUUAGCAAGGAAGAGACGGGUCUUAGACAUGAAUGUGGUUUGUUUGGUUGCGUUGCCACUGGAGAGUGGCCCACACAAAUUGAUAUCGCGCAAGUGAUCUGCCUUGGGCUGGUAGCUCUGCAGCACAGAGGGCAGGAAAGUGCUGGAAUUGUAACAAGUGAAGGCAACAAUGCCAAGGCAUUCCGUGUCCAUAAAGGAAUGGGAAUGAUCAAUAGCGUCUUCAGUGAUGAUUCAAUGAAGAAGCUGAGAGGAAACCUGGGAAUUGGCCACACACGUUACUCUACAAGUGCAGCAUCAGAAGAAGUUAACUGCCAGCCGUUUGUUGUCCACACAGCCCAUGGGGCACUGGCUGUUGCACACAAUGGAGAGCUUGUUAACUGUGGAUCCCUGCGCAAGAUGGUAUUGGGUCGAGGAGUGGGUCUGUCCACUCACUCUGACAGUGAGCUAAUCACACAAGCUCUCUGUCUGAAUCCUCCAGAAGGUGAGGUUAAUGGACCUGACUGGCCAGCGAGAAUCAAGCACCUCAUGCAACUGGCUCCACUCUCCUACUCACUCGUCAUUAUGCAGAAGGAUCGUAUAUAUGGUGUCCGUGAUCCGUAUGGCAACAGGCCCCUCUGCAUUGGGAAGAUUGUCCCCCUGAAAGUUACAAAUGGUGAUGGCAAUGAAGGUGAAAUGGAAGAAGGGUGGGUUAUCUCAUCUGAGUCUUGUGGCUUCCUGUCGAUUGGAGCACGAUACAAACGGGAGGUUCAUCCUGGAGAAAUUGUGGAAAUGACAAAAGACGGUAUCAAGACUAUUGGCAUCGUUGAACGACCAAAUGCCAAACCACAAGCCUUUUGUAUAUUUGAAUAUGUGUAUUUCGCUCGCUCUGACAGUAUAUUUGAAGGGCAGAUGGUGUAUUCUGUGAGGAUGCAGUGUGGACGAGUAUUAGCAAGGGAGGCAUGCAUAAAUGCCGACAUUGUUAGCUCAGUUCCCGAAUCAGGAACUGCAGCUGCUCAUGGCUUCUCAAAGGAGUCAAAGAUACCUUUUGCAGAGGUGCUUUGUAAAAAUCGCUAUGUGGGGAGGACAUUCAUUCAGCCCAGCACACGGCUUAGGCAGCUCGGUGUAGCUAAGAAGUUUGGGGCCCUGUCAGAAAAUGUAUGUGGCAAGAAGCUGAUUCUGAUUGACGACUCCAUCGUUCGGGGCAAUACUAUCGGUCCUAUAAUUAAGCUGCUGAGAGAUGCUGGUGCAAAGGAGGUUCAUGUAAGAGUGGCAUCACCUCCUCUUCUCUACCCUUGCUACAUGGGUAUUAACAUUCCAACACGUGAAGAACUUAUUGCAAACAAAUUGGACCCUGUAAAGUUGGCGAGACAUGUUGGAGCGGAUAGUCUAGCAUACCUUUCAGUAGAAGGUUUGGUUCAGGCUGUGACAUACGGGAUUGCGGAGAAGAAUGCAAGUAAAGUUGGUCACUGUACAGCCUGCCUUACAGGGAACUACCCAGAGAAACUUGAGUGGUAGCAGAUAGCAGCAACCAGAUUGAACCUUACCUCACUCAGUCCCCUUAUCACAUAAGACAGCAAUGGUUGUUCAUGAGGCAGGAUAUAAUUCGGUUGCGUGAAACUUUCAUACCAUAGGUGACAGGAAAGAAUGCUGUGGCAUAAGGUAUGGUUAAAACAUAUUGACACUUUUAUAAGGUCCUAGCCAAAGACCCUUCAAAAUAAGUCUAAAGGUUUGUGACAGGUGUGCCAAGACUUUUUCAUUGUCUUGUGUUUUGUUAAGAAAUGCAACUUUUCUGCUUCAGUCUUCAUGUAUAAUUGUGAAACCUACUUUGUUGGGUCCAUUCACUUUGUCUAAUCCCUGCCCAAGGAUAGACCCAAAAGUAGGUUUCAUACUUUUCCUGAUGACAUAAGCAGCUCCAGCUUCUGAAAAGUUUGUGGUUUAUAUGAGAUAUCUCAUGCAAUAGAUACAGUUCUUUUUUAUUUGUGGAAUUUCUUUUGAAGUGUAUGGUCAGACUCAAGUGUUGCACAAUAGUGUCAUCAUAGAAGGAGAGGGAAAUAUAUUCUUGUUUUAUCACUUCCAUUGGUUCCAUGACAGUUGAAGAGCAGUGUGCAGAAUGCAGAGUAAACUUACCGCAUCUGUGGAGUGGAGUCCCUCUUAUAAAGCCAAUAGUUCCUCAGCAGGUUAAGGAAUUUCAAGCUACUAUGAAAUCUGGAGGUUUAUUAUCAUGUUCACAAGAGCCCUGUCUCCAGUCCAUGCAUCACAUCCUCCUCUGUAGUGCCCUAACUAAAACCAUGUAUGCAUUGCUUAUCCGUACCAUGCAUACAACAUGUCACAUAUUAUCAAUCUUUAUUUUAUUAGAUGGGAAUUUUACAUUUAUGGUGAUAAUGGAAGGAACAUUUUUUUAAUGAAGAAUCCAAAGGGU